AUGGCGCCCGCAAUAGCAUGUCAUGGCCUUUGCCUCGGCAUGAUGCUGGUCUGCAUGGCCCACGCGUUGAAGCUCGACACUUUUGCAGGUCAGGCCGAGGCCAAGCUGCUCUUGGAGGCUAUCGUCGACCAGCCCGAGGUACAGCAGCGCAAAAUGGUGGUGCAGGCCCACCAAGAUGAGGAGGAGGACUACACCUGCUCAGAGAGCAAGCCAUGCAAGCUGGGAUGCUGCGGGCCACUAGAUGACACCGGAGCAGGAGUCUGCGGCAUGGGACCGGACUUUUGCGGCGACGGUUGCACCUCCGGAUGCCAUUGGAAGAGCGAGUGCGAUCCCGGUUGGGGAUCAGAGUGGUCGAACACGACGACCUGUCUACUCAAUGUUUGCUGCAGUGAAUUUGGCUUCUGCGGCACCACGCAAGGCUUCUGUGGCGGCAAGACCGUGCCCAACCCCGAGUGUCCUGUCUCGGCAAAGUCCGCGAGUAAGAAGCUCAUCGGCUACUAUGAGGGUUGGAACCAUCAGCGUCCUUGCGGCAACAUGGAGCCAGAGGACAUUCCCCUGGGCUACUACACGCACAUCUUCUUCUCGUUUGCCCUCAUGGACCCGGACACGUUCCGCAUGGACGUCAUGGAUGAGGGGACCGCCAGUCGGUACGGCAGGGUCACGGCGCUCAAGGAGAAGGAUCCGGAGCUCGAGGUCUGGAUCGCCGUCUGGGGCUGGGCCAUGAAUGACCCUGGCCCCUACCGCACUGUCUUCUCAGAUAUGGCCAAGGGCGAGGCCAACCAGGACAAGUGGUUCGACUCGCUUAUAUCUAUGAUGCAGAAUUACGGCUUUGAUGGCGUCGAUCUGGACUGGGAAUAUCCCGUUGCCGAGGAUCGCGGUGGCAUUGAGGAGGACUUUGCGUCCUACGUCAACCUUCUCAGGCGCCUCCGUGAGCGUCUGAACCAAGAAGGUCGCCCAUACGGUGUCACCCUGACCUUGGGCCUGAAUCUUCUCUGGCGCAAUAACAUCAACCCGGAGCGCGUCGUCACGGGCUUGGGUUUCUAUGGGCGCUCGUUCACCAUGAAGGACCCCAGCUGCAUGGCGGCGGGCUGCGAGUUUCUCGAGGGCGCCGGGGAGGGUGAGUGUACCGGAACGGCGGGCGUGCUGUCCGCUGCCGAGAUCUCCAAGAUCAUAGAUGCCGGCGCCGACGUGACGCUGGACGAGACAGCCGCCGUCAAGAUUGUCACGUGGGACUCGGACCAGUGGGUGAGCUGGGACGACGAAGAGACGCUCAAGAUGAAGCUCGAGUAUGCGCAUCAGAGAUGCCUGGGAGGGACCAUGGUAUGGGCGAUUGACUUGGACGAUGGGACGUUGAUUAGCUCCCUGGGCAAGGCGUCUGGGCGGGCCAAGAAGCAAAUCAUCACGCCGAGGCCGUGGGUUGAAUGCUUCAAGGGAGACUGGUGA
Molecule: messenger RNA, 1443 nt
Organism: Emericellopsis cladophorae
Lineage: Eukaryota; Fungi; Ascomycota; Sordariomycetes; Hypocreales; Bionectriaceae
Product: putative chitinase
Exons: 5
Coding region: 1-1443 (480 amino acids)
Biological process (GO): carbohydrate metabolic process
Molecular function (GO): hydrolase activity, hydrolyzing O-glycosyl compounds; chitin binding
Source: RefSeq, a predicted model, not a curated record